CUGACCGUGACUUCUGCGCACUGCCUUCCUUAUCCUCGUCGAUUCUGACCUUACCAGGCGCAAUAUCGUCAUGGCUGAUCAAGGCGACUGGUCCUGCGAUGCCAAUGACGCAGUACAACUCUCUGUGAUCCAGCCUGGAGAGCAGAAGCCAGCAACUCUUGACAUAUUUCACCCGCAAUUCACAUAUCCAAUCUUCGGUGACGACGAGCAGAUCUUCGGAUACAAGGGCCUAAUCAUCAGACUGCGUUUCGCGGCGCACGACUUGCGCACCCAUGUGCACAUUUCCUACGACGAAAAGUUCAAAGCUGUCGGCGAUGCUGCAGCUACGGAUCUGAACAAGACCUUGAGAGAUUGGGUGCCAGAGUUUGCCUUUGCGCAUUUACCUGAGUACGAAAAUGCUGUCCAGAAGGAUGAAAAUGCCAAAGACUUUACACCACCCGGAAAGCUUGUCCAUUCGUACCAGUCGAAGGAACGGAAUUAUGAGAUAUGGGCUGGUUCCCUUGCAGACUCGGCUGUCCGCAACCUGUUGGCACGCGCCCAGAUUUUUGUCCCUUUCUUCAUUGAGGCGGGGACACCGCUUGUUCUCGACGACCCAGAAUGGACAUUGGAGAGAUGGACGGUAUAUUUUGUCUACGAAAAGAUAACGCCUCCAACCCCAACCGCUUCUCAGUUCUCCUUCGUCGGCUAUUCAACAACCUACCGUUGGUGGUUCUACCCCGAGCAAAAAGGCGAGAAGGGUGUGAUACAAAAUGGGACAUUCCCAUAUCCUGAAGAGAUUCGGUUUUCAACUCUACCGUCGCGCUUGCGUAUCGCUCAAUUCCUUAUUCUCCCUCCUCACCAAGGUUCUGGCCAUGGCUCCCAACUUUACAACACCAUCCACAAAGCCACGAUUGCUGAUGACACUGUUAUCGAACUUACUGUGGAAGAUCCAAACGAGGCUUUUGAUGUCCUGAGAGACUCUGCCGACUACCACACCCUCUAUCCGGAGCUUAUCAAACAGAAAAUCAACAUUAACCCCAACCCUUACCCUGCUGAAGCUGGCAAACGCCGCCCACGCCAUGUGCCAACAGCCACACUCAUCCCAACACAAAAACUUACAGAAAUCCGCUCACAGUACAAAAUCGCACCUACUCAAUUCGCACACAUUCUAGAAAUGUUCCUGCUCAAUCAAAUUCCCCACCCUAAACGCGCUGCUGGCGGGGCUAACAUGGCUCGCCUUCUGACCAAAAAACACAAAGCGGACGACGAAAACGAACGGAGAUAUUACUGGUGGCGCAUGCUCCUCAAACAGCGCCUAUACAAGCGCUCUCGCGAUAUCCUCAUCCAACUCGACCUGCCAGAACGUAUACAGAAGCUUGAUGAAACAGCGUCAAAUGUUGAGGAAGGCUACGAGGCUUUACUGACGGUAUUCGGUGCCCGCGAAAAGGGCAAGGCAACCGCAGCACCUCCACCAGCGGAUUCGACACCUGAAACGGAUGAUUCAGUCAGACCUGAUACUCAUACCAUGCGACCGAAGAGGAAAUAUGCCGUUGAAGACGACGAAGAUGAGGAUGAAGAUGAGGCAGAGAGAAGUGAAGCGGCGAAACGGCCUAAAAUGUAGCAUCUACCUUAGUAUGCUAGUCAUUUGAUGCAAUUAACGUUAAAUAUUCGAACUGUAA
This is a messenger RNA of Talaromyces proteolyticus, 1658 nucleotides long. Its product is annotated as putative histone acetyltransferase type b catalytic subunit. Gene Ontology annotation, molecular function: histone H4 acetyltransferase activity. Gene Ontology annotation, biological process: subtelomeric heterochromatin formation. Gene Ontology annotation, cellular component: nucleus. Lineage: Eukaryota; Fungi; Ascomycota; Eurotiomycetes; Eurotiales; Trichocomaceae. The record is from RefSeq and is a predicted model, not a curated record. The transcript has 4 exons. The coding region runs from base 71 to 1600 and encodes 509 amino acids.